AUGCCUAGUCAGAAGCUCCCGUUCCAUAUCGCUGUUGUUGGCGGUGGCAUUGGUGGUCUUUGUGCAGCCCUUUCAAUCCAUCACCACUGUCCCAAGGAUGGCAGUGUCAUCAUCGAUGUGUAUGAGCAAGCGCCAGUGUAUAAAGAGAUUGGAGCUGGGUUGGGGAUUGGAGUCAAUGCUGCCAAGCUGCUCCAUCAGAUUGGUAUAGGAAAAGACUUGAAUGACAUCUCCGGCCAUCGUAACGGCAUUUGGAUCUCGUUCCGUCGAUAUGACAAUGGCAACGAGAUUGUGACUGUGCCUGUGGAUGACCAAAAGGAGAUACGACAAAGCCCCGUUCACCGAGCCGAGUUCUUGGAAUUACUGUUUAGCCAUGUCAAGGAGCGAAACGCAGCUACUCUUCACACCAAUAAGCAGUGCAUCGAAUUAAAGGACCAAGGUAGCUUUGUUGAGCUUCAUUUCGCUGAUGGAACAACGGCGACAGCAGAUUUGGUGGUUGGAUGUGAUGGAAUUCACUCCAAGAUUCGAUCUCAGUUUCGCACUGACAAUCCUAAAUACAGCGGCCGUAUGUGCUACAGAGGAUUAGUACCUAUCAAGGAUCUCGAGGCUUGGUGGCCGUUCGAGUCUUAUUCGAUAAGCUGGCUUGGUCCAGACAAGCACUUUCUAGCGUUUCCUAUAAGCAAAAACAAGACGCUGAAUAUUGUUGCGUUUGUAUAUUCUGAUGACGAACGCGCUCUGGAGAGCUGGACAGCCACGGGCCACAGGAGCGAGGUACAGAAGGAAUUUGAGGGAUUCGAUCCUACGGUCCGCAAAACCAUAUCUUUUAUGAACGAAUUUCCAUCCAAGUGGAUUCUGAAUGACCGCGAACUCUUGGAUCAAUGGGUUUUUGGAAACGGCAAAAUAGCACUGAUGGGAGAUGCAGCGCACGCGAUGCUGCCACAUCAGGGAGCCGGUGCCGGUCAGGCCAUCGAAGAUGGAUAUAUCCUGGGCCUUGCCAUAGCUGACUAUCUUGCCGCAUCUUCAAGAGGAAGCAACCAGACCCUUGAACAAUGGAUGCAGGUGUACCAAGAUGUUCGCCUCCCUCGUGCCCAGAAAGCGCAGGCUACAGCUCGCCAAGCUGGACAGGUGUAUGAAAUGCAGACACCUGAAAUGAAGGGCAAGACUUAUGACGACUGCCUGCCUCUUGUGCGGGAUAGUUUGAAAGACCGCAUGGGUUGGAUCUGGACGGGGGAUAUUGAGGCGGAGUAUACAGCAAAGAAGCAGCAUCUGGUGGACUCAUGAGCCACGGGAGCUUUGAAGGAUGGGACGAU
Trichoderma atroviride IMI 206040 is the source of this 1307-nucleotide messenger RNA. RefSeq lists its product as uncharacterized. Gene Ontology annotation, biological process: secondary metabolite biosynthetic process. The record is from RefSeq and is a predicted model, not a curated record. NCBI's taxonomy places the organism in Eukaryota, Fungi, Ascomycota, Sordariomycetes, Hypocreales, Hypocreaceae. Gene Ontology annotation, molecular function: FAD binding.